Molecule: messenger RNA, 6100 nt
Organism: Pan troglodytes (chimpanzee)
Lineage: Eukaryota; Metazoa; Chordata; Mammalia; Primates; Hominidae
Gene: AP3B1
Product: adaptor related protein complex 3 subunit beta 1
Exons: 23
Coding region: 1234-3849 (871 amino acids)
Biological process (GO): intracellular protein transport; vesicle-mediated transport
Cellular component (GO): clathrin adaptor complex; AP-3 adaptor complex; membrane coat
Source: RefSeq, a predicted model, not a curated record
GGGAGGCACUGGGGAGAAGAGAGGGAAGGCGCUGAAACCCACCUGAGAAGGCGGGCUGGGGGAAGGCACCCCGGGAAAGAGGUUUUCUCGGGUGCCCGCACCCGGAGAGAGCUACUCCGGGGCCAGGCAAGCAUCCCGCCUAGGCUCCCUAGUGCAUAUUAGUGAGUAACACGACUGGCGCGCGAGGUGGUCCAUUUUAUUUUUGGUAGCUAGACGCCAAUAGGACGCACCACUUCAGCUCCAAACGGGAACUGGUGGCCCCAAGAUGUUUUCUUUUCUUUUUCAUUUUUUUGAGACAGGGUCUCGCUCUGUCGCCCAGGCUGGAAUGCAGUGGAGAGAUCUCAACUCAUCGCUACUCCCUCCUUCUGGGUUCGAGUGAUCCUCCCACCUCAGCCUCAGUAGCUGGGACCACAGACGCGCGCCACCACGCCGGCUAAUUUUUAUAUUUUUUUGCAGAGAAAGGGUCUCGCUAUGUUGCCUAGGCUGGUCUCGAACUCCUGGCCUCAAGUGAUCCACCCGCCUCGGCCUCCCAAAGUGCUGGAAUUACUGGCGUGAGCCACCGCGCCCGGUCUGCCCCUAAGAUUUUCAUUGCAAAGAUGGAAUGGUCGCUUCUGUGCGGAUCCUCCAAACCAUCGUUGGGAGAGGCCUCCUUAAAGUCUAGGAGAAAAGUUGUUUGGGACCGAUAUGAAAGUAAGGCAAAGCCGGAUGGAAGAGAGUAGCCGAAACAAGCAAGAAAAGGAAAAGCGAUCGUGAUGGGUUUAGGAAAGGUGAUCUGGCGUGCUAAAUGGCAUUUCCGGAGAAAUCUGAAAACUAUUGCUUUACUGAAGUAUAGCAAAGAGCUGUCCGGGCUCUGGAAACUCCUUAACGGAUCAAAACGGAUGCAAUGGGUAUCCUUCUCCAACGACACACCUCAAACGGGCCGGGAGCCGGGCAGUUAGCCACCCGCUGCCUCCCCUUCCGCAGUCCGGCUCGCAGCCGCUCAGCUACCUCUAAAGCCCGGAGCAGGAAAGUCCGCGCAGGCCAGGAUGGCCCGGGUGGUAAUCUAGCAGGCCUGCACACUGCGCAUGCGCAGGGGGUGGACUGCCAGGUCGGCUCAGGGAGCCGUGACGAGUCCGGAAGCGCCUGCGCGCGCUCCUCGGUACGAGAACUAGUUUUGUUCCGUGCCCUCUGGACUGGAACCUUUUGGAGAGAACCCCUGGCAGGACCAACCCCGCACCCGCCAGCACCGCGGCAAUGUCCAGCAAUAGUUUUCCUUACAAUGAGCAGUCCGGAGGAGGGGAGGCGACGGAGCUGGGUCAGGAGGCGACCUCAACCAUUUCCCCCUCGGGGGCCUUCGGCCUCUUCAGCAGCGAUUUGAAGAAGAAUGAAGAUCUAAAGCAAAUGUUAGAGAGCAACAAAGAUUCUGCUAAACUGGAUGCUAUGAAGCGGAUUGUUGGGAUGAUUGCAAAAGGGAAAAAUGCAUCUGAACUGUUUCCUGCUGUUGUGAAGAAUGUGGCCAGUAAAAAUAUUGAGAUCAAGAAGUUGGUAUAUGUUUACCUGGUUCGAUAUGCUGAAGAACAGCAGGAUCUUGCACUCCUGUCCAUAAGCACUUUUCAGCGAGCUCUGAAGGACCCAAACCAACUAAUUCGUGCAAGCGCUUUGAGAGUUCUGUCAAGUAUUAGAGUGCCAAUUAUUGUACCUAUCAUGAUGCUUGCUAUUAAGGAAGCUUCUGCUGACUUAUCACCAUAUGUUAGGAAGAAUGCAGCCCAUGCAAUACAAAAAUUAUACAGCCUUGAUCCAGAGCAGAAGGAAAUGUUAAUUGAAGUAAUUGAAAAACUUCUGAAAGAUAAAAGCACAUUGGUAGCUGGCAGUGUUGUGAUGGCUUUUGAAGAAGUAUGCCCGGACAGAAUAGAUCUGAUUCAUAAAAAUUACCGCAAGCUAUGUAACUUACUAGUGGAUGUUGAAGAGUGGGGGCAGGUUGUCAUAAUCCACAUGCUAACUCGAUAUGCUCGGACACAGUUUGUCAGCCCUUGGAAAGAGGGUGAUGAAUUAGAAGACAAUGGAAAGAAUUUCUACGAAUCUGAUGAUGAUCAGAAGGAAAAGACUGACAAAAGGAAGAAGCCGUAUACUAUGGAUCCAGAUCAUAGACUCUUAAUUAGAAAUACAAAGCCUUUGCUUCAGAGCAGGAAUGCUGCGGUGGUUAUGGCAGUUGCUCAGCUGUAUUGGCACAUAUCACCAAAAUCUGAAGCUGGCAUAAUUUCUAAAUCACUAGUGCGUUUACUUCGUAGCAAUAGGGAGGUGCAGUAUAUUGUCCUACAAAAUAUAGCAACUAUGUCAAUUCAAAGAAAGGGGAUGUUUGAACCUUAUCUGAAGAGUUUCUAUGUUAGGUCAACUGAUCCAACUAUGAUCAAGACACUGAAGCUUGAAAUUUUGACAAACUUGGCAAAUGAAGCCAACAUAUCAACUCUUCUUCGAGAAUUUCAGACCUAUGUGAAAAGCCAGGAUAAACAAUUUGCAGCAGCCACUAUUCAGACUAUAGGCAGAUGUGCAACCAACAUCUUGGAAGUCACUGACACGUGCCUCAAUGGCUUGGUCUGUCUGCUGUCCAACAGGGAUGAAAUAGUUGUUGCUGAAAGUGUGGUUGUUAUAAAGAAAUUACUGCAAAUGCAACCUGCACAACAUGGUGAAAUUAUUAAACAUAUGGCCAAACUCCUGGACAGUAUCACUGUUCCUGUUGCUAGAGCAAGUAUUCUUUGGCUAAUUGGAGAAAACUGUGAACGAGUUCCUAAAAUUGCCCCUGAUGUUUUGAGGAAGAUGGCUAAAAGCUUCACUAGUGAAGAUGAUCUGGUGAAACUGCAGAUAUUAAAUCUGGGAGCAAAAUUGUAUUUAACCAACUCCAAACAGACAAAAUUGCUUACCCAGUACAUAUUAAAUCUCGGCAAGUAUGAUCAAAACUACGACAUCAGAGACCGUACAAGAUUUAUUAGGCAGCUUAUUGUUCCGAAUGAAAAGAGUGGAGCUUUAAGUAAAUAUGCCAAAAAAAUAUUCCUAGCACAAAAACCUGCACCACUGCUUGAGUCUCCUUUUAAAGAUAGAGAUCAUUUCCAGCUUGGCACCUUAUCUCAUACUCUCAACAUUAAAGCUACUGGGUACCUGGAAUUAUCUAAUUGGCCAGAGGUGGCGCCCGACCCAUCAGUUCGAAAUGUAGAAGUAAUAGAGUUGGCAAAAGAAUGGACCCCAGCAGGAAAAGCAAAGCAAGAGAAUUCUGCUAAGAAGUUUUAUUCUGAAUCUGAGGAAGAGGAGGACUCUUCUGAUAGUAGCAGUGACAGUGAGAGUGAAUCUGGAAGUGAAAGUGGAGAACAAGGCGAAAGUGGGGAGGAAGGAGACAGCAAUGAGGACAGCAGUGAGGACUCCUCCAGUGAGCAGGACAGUGAGAGUGGAAGGGGGUCAGGCCUAGAAAACAAAAGAACAGCCAAGAGGAACUCAAAAGCCAAAGGAAAAAGUGAUUCUGAAGAUGGGGAGAAGGAAAAUGAAAAAUCUAAAACUUCAGAUUCUUCAAAUGACGAAUCUAGUUCAAUAGAAGACAGUUCUUCCGAUUCUGAAUCAGAGUCAGAACCUGAAAGUGAAUCUGAAUCCAGAAGAGUCACUAAGGAGAAAGAAAAGAAAACAAAGCAAGAUAGAACUCCUCUUACCAAAGAUGUUUCACUUCUAGAUCUGGAUGAUUUUAACCCAGUAUCCACUCCAGUUGCACUUCCCACACCAGCUCUUUCUCCAAGUUUGAUGGCUGAUCUUGAAGGUUUAAACUUGUCAACUUCCUCUUCAGUCAUCAGUGAAAGAAAAGCACUCCAUCUAAAGUUGGGCAAAAAAUGACCGCCAGUUGACACGGCUGAGUGAAGCAGGACCACAACACUCACUCCCCAAAAGCUAACAAAAUGAUCAAACAAGUAGCGCUAAAAAGAAUGACAACCAGAAGUUCACCAGCAACCAUAAAAUAUGGACAGGAAUAGAACUUUAAACAAAGAAAAUGCUAGAACUCUGAAAAAUGGAACUUGUAGAAAUAAACUGAAUAUUCUACUGCAGAAUGGCAUGGCUCCCAAUAGCACAUCCAGCCCUCAGAACAGUACUGAGAAAAGAAGAUGAAUCAACCAGAGUUUAAGCUUCCUCAUUAUGUGUCUGAAUUUGGAAAGAAGUGGACAGAAGACAUCAGAGGAGAAUAAAGAAAACCCCUCAAGAAUUACAACUCCCAUAUAAUGCUGUGAGAUCUCAACAAGUCUAGGAGCUUUUUUGGAUCCUGAAAUGAAGUUCAUAGAUGAUAGAGUACAUCUAUAAUUUUAAAGUCGACAUGUUGUCCUAGUCGAAUAGAAAAAAUAAAAGUAAUGUAUAAUAAACUAAUAUUUUCAAUGAUAUGUAACUGUUUGACCAUGACUACACUAGAAGUAGUUAAAUGAUGCUGGCACUCGUAUAUAGAACUCAUGAAUGUGAGAACUAUAUGUGCAGAUUGAUAUAGGUGUGUUAUUCGGCAACGCAAAUGCUACGGGUUGUGGUAUUUCCAUCAGUGACUUAAUUUUCCAAACACUGAACAGUUUUUCUGCACCAAAGUAGUUGCAUCCCUGGAAAAUUGAGCCUGUUAAAAUCUUGCCAAAGAAAAAAAAAACUUCGUAUUUUAUAUGAAAUGUUCUAGGAUUGAGUAAUUUUAAGCACGUUGUCCAACGUGUUUAACGUGUCUAAUGAGACAGUUGAAUGUUAAUAGUUUCAUUUUCUCAUAGUAGGAAACAGAGCUUUUGUGAGGGACAUGGCACAGUCUGUAUCAUCAGGAUCUGCCCUAUUCAUUACUACGAACAUCUAGCAUUCCUGGCCUUCACUUCUUAAAGCUAGUGGCAUCCUUUACUGUCCCUCCCUCCAGUCGUGUUCUAGUUGUAAACGUCAAAGCAUUAUGUAGCAGUGAAAACCACAGGCUCUUGAUUCAGACCACCUGUGUUCAAAUCAGAGUUCUGCACUUUACAAAUUAGAGACUUCGGGCAAGCCAGUUUACCUCCCAGUGCCUCCAUUAUUUUCAUCUGUAAAAUGAUCAUGCUACCUACCUCAUAGGAUUGUUGUUGGUAUUAAAUGAUUAACAAACAUGAAAUGUUUAUGACAGUACCUGAUAUGUACUAAUAACUAAAUAUUUCCUGUUAUCAUUUUCGUUACACGUACAUCAUUAGUGCAGCUUUAUAAAGGAAAUGAAGUGUGACCCAAGAAAACUGUGUUUUCUUCUUACUAUCAAGGCUGUACAUAGAUAUGCUGAAACAUGAAAAUUACUAUGGAUUCUACUUUAAAGAAAAAAGAGUGGGGAUACUGCUGAUUGUUGAAACCAAGGAAAGGGUGAUUCAAAGUAAUAGAAUCAGUAGCUAUAAAAAUUGUGAUCAUGUGAUUGAGUAUAAAUGAUAAAAAUAAGAAACCAAAACUAGAAGGUGGGGAAAGAUGACAGGAUGCAUGGUAAUUAUUUUUUCGAUGUAGGUGGGAAAACACUCCGUAAUAUGCAAAAUUGAAACCGCUUUUGUUUUUGUUUUUAAUGAAAUGCAAACCUCUUAAUGAUUUGUAUAUACUCAAAGAACAUCUAUCUGAUGUUUUGUAGGGUUUUUUAUUUUUUGGUUUUAAUUCCAUUUCUUUUUCUUCAAAGUAAGAGUAUAGUCCCAUUCUAAGGGAUAAUUUGUCUCUUUCUCUGUGUAUCUGUCAAUGGUUACAGAAAUGUCAUGUUCACCAUGGUUAACAGUUACUUUACAUGGAAUGGUUUCAGAAUGACUUGUUGAUUGUUUUGGUACUUUUCUGUAAUGUUUAAAUGUUUUAUAAUAAUAUAAUGAUAACUUUUAAAAACAAAUUAUUACUAUAAAAAUGAGCAAAAGGACAAGAACUGGAAAAAUUAAUUUAUGGUAUAACAAAUCAGAAUAGUGCUUACUCGUAGGAGAAUUAGUGCUUAUAAGGAAAUACAAGAGUAGCUUCUGGGGUGCUGAUAAUGUUCUGUCUUUUGAUCUGGGGGCUGUUACAUGGGUGUAUUCAGUUUAUGAAAAAUAUCAUUGAGCUUUGCACUUAAGAUAUGUGUACUUUAUGUAUAUUCUACUUCAAUAAAAUAUUUUUAAAAGUG